UGCCAAAUCCCGGUCGCUGUUCGUGCCGUUCGGUUGGUUCUUCGCUCUCCAGCUUCAGCUUCUGCUGCUUGUUUUGGUUUUAUCACUCUUGUGAAAGUCACAGAAAAAAGGUGUCAUUCCGCGACGACAAGACAAUCAAAAGUGAGGAAAAAAAAGUGUUAUCUCAUCUCUCGCGCCGGGAGUGGCUUAUCAUUGUGGCGACAGCAGCCGGCCCCGUGCUGGAAUAAUCCUUCGACGAUGGCCAAGAGUGGCAAGUACUGCUUCGCAAUUGACCGCGGCGGAACCUUCACGGACGUCCUCUGCAUCACACCGUCUGGGGGAAUUCGAACGCUCAAGCUGCUGUCAGAAGAUCCGGCCAACUAUCCGGAUGCGCCGACGGAGGGAAUUCGCCGGAUUCUGCAGCAGGAGGAGGGUCCGGAGCGGGCACGGACGCGCGACGGGCUGGUCAAUACGGAGCUCAUCGGGUGGGUCCGGAUGGGCACGACGGUGGCGACGAAUGCGCUGCUGGAGCGGGCCGGCGAUCCGGUUGCGCUGGUGGUCAACCGGGGCUUCCGGGACCUGCUGCAAAUCGGGAACCAAGCCCGGCCGAGCAUCUUUCAGCUGAACAUCCAAAAGCCAUCCAAUCUGUACAAGGAGGUGAUUGAAAUCGACUGCCGUCUCGUCCCAGCCCAGCGCACCGUUUGUCAGCUGGAACAGAACUGGCCCGAACUGCGGAGCGCCUCCAACGCCCAAUACCUGGAGAUGGCUCCAAUCGACGAAGAAGAGCUGCGGGCGAAGCUGGUGGAAGUUCUGGAGCGCGGAAUAACCUCGCUGGCGGUCGUCCUCGCCCACAGCUACGCCUGCCCGGAUCAUGAACUUCGGGUGGGGGCUAUUGCGGAGGGGGUGGGCUUCCGGCACGUGACCCUGUCGCACAAGGCGAUGCCGAUGUGCAGGUUGGUGGCGCGGGGGUUCACCGCUUGUGCGGAGGCUUACUUGACGCCACACGUUGAGCGGUAUUUGGCGAGUUUUCGGGCGGGGUUUAAAGAUGAGUUGCGGGGGGUUGACGUGCUGUUUAUGCAGAGUGAUGGGGGGUUGACGCGGAUGGAGAACUUUCGGGGGGCUCGAGCGAUUCUGAGUGGGCCAGCGGGGGGUGUGGUUGGGUAUGCGGUAACGGGGUCGCGCGAUUCGGAUGGAGUGGCGCUGAUUGGGUUUGAUAUGGGUGGGACUUCGACGGAUGUGUCGAGGUAUGCGGGGGUUUACGACCAUGUGAUUGAAUCGACGACGGCGGGGGUUACCAUUCAGGCACCCCAGCUGGACAUUAAUACGGUUGCUGCUGGGGGUGGUUCCCGGUUGUUCUUCCGGUCGGGGUUGUUUGUGGUGGGUCCGGAAUCUGCCGGGGCACAUCCCGGGCCAACGUGCUACAAGAAAGGUGGUCCACUGACGGUGACGGAUGCCAAUCUGAUUCUUGGGCGAUUGCUUCCGGAAUACUUCCCGAAGAUCUUCGGUCCGCGCGAAAACGAACCGCUCGACUACAUGGCCACGAAGGAGGCAUUCCUUGUGCUGCGGCAGGAAAUCAACGACCAUCUGAUCAAGUCGGGCGAACGCGAGCAGCCACUUUCGCUGCAGGAAGUCGCGAUGGGUUUCAUUCGGGUGGCUAACGAGGCCAUGUGCCGACCGAUUCGUGCGCUGACGCAGGCUCGUGGACUCAACACUUCCAACCAUCUGUUGGCUUGCUUUGGCGGCGCUGGGGGACAACAUGCUUGCCGGAUCGCGAAGGAGCUUGGCAUUGGUAAGGUGCUGAUUCACAAAUAUGCGGGGAUUCUUUCGGCGUACGGAAUGGCGCUGGCGGAUGUGGUGUACGAGACGCAGGAACCGGCUGGAAUUGCGUUGAGUGAGGACAAUCGUGGCGUGAUCAAGAACAAGCUAGAUGAAUUGUCGCAAGUCUGCAAGGAACAUCUAAUGGGUCAAGGUUUCGACGAGGACUCGAUCGUCCUCGAGCCGUACCUUCACCUGCGAUACGAGGGAACCGACUGCGCGCUCAUGUGCUCCCCCGACAAGGUAAUCGACAAUCAGGACAAUUACAUCUACACGUACGGUGACUUCCAGAAGACAUUCUUCGAGCGGUACCGAAGCGAGUUUGGGUUUGUGCUGGAAAAUAGAAGUGUCAUCGUGGACGAUAUUCGCGUUCGAGGUUCUGGCAAGACGUCGCUUUACGAGGAGACAUCCAUUCCGGAAGCGAGCGGUCCAAUUUAUCCGGAAAAGACAACAACCACGUACUUUGAGGGAGGAUCGCUGGUCACGCCGGUGUUUGACUGCGCCAAACUUUGCCACGGGCACACGAUCCAAGGUCCGGCCAUUUUGAUCGACAAGUUGUCCACGAUCGUGAUUGAACCGGACUGCGCGGCGCUCGUCACCGAGAAGGGAGAUUUGAUCAUCGAGGUAGGUUCCGCGGGCGGGGACAAGCGUAUCGAUGAGCGUUUGGACGCGGUGCAGCUGAGCAUCUUCAACCAUCGGUUCAUGAGCAUCGCCGAGCAGAUGGGACGCGUGCUCCAGCGGACCGCCAUCUCAACCAACAUCAAGGAAAGGUUGGACUUUUCGUGCGCUUUGUUCGGCCCUGACGGCGGGCUGGUCAGCAACGCUCCCCACAUUCCAGUUCAUUUGGGAGCGAUGCAGGAAACGGUGCAGUUUCAAAUUAAAGAACGCGGAGAUACGUUGAAGCCGGGUGAUGUUCUGCUGUCCAACCAUCCGCAAGCCGGAGGAUCGCAUCUCCCAGAUUUAACAGUCAUUACGCCCGUUUUCUACCCGGAAAACCCCCGACCAAUCUUCUUCGUUGCGUCCCGAGGUCACCACGCGGACAUCGGCGGAAUUACACCCGGAUCCAUGCCACCGCACUCCAAGUCACUGUCCCAGGAAGGGGCGGCUUUCAAAUCCUUCCUCCUGGUCGACGGUGGGACGUUCGACGAAGCGGGAAUCAUCCAACAGCUGACAACACCAACGGGCGCCCCAGGCGCAACCGGAACGCGCAACCUGUCGGACAACCUGUCCGAUUUGAAGGCCCAAAUAGCGGCCAACCAAAAGGGCAUUCAGCUGGUCACGGAGCUGAUCGAGGGCUAUGGGUUGAGCGUGGUACAGGCGUACAUGGGCUACAUGCAGACAAAUGCCGAACUUGCCGUGCGAGACAUGCUGAAGCAGAUCGCAAAGGAGAGCAAGCUACGCACCGGUGGUACAAUCCUCGAGGCCGAAGAGCAGAUGGACGACGGCUCUCCGAUCCGGCUAAAAGUCUCAAUCGACGAGCACGAAGGUUCUGCCAUCUGUGACUUUAGCGGCUCCGGUCCAGAAGUGUACGGCAACUGCAACGCGCCACGUGCCAUCACGCUAUCCGCCAUGAUCUACUGCCUCCGCUGCAUGGUCGGCCACGACGUCCCCCUCAACCAGGGCUGUCUCGCCCCGAUCCAGGUCGUCAUCCCGAAGAACUCAAUCCUGGACCCCUCAGACGGCGCAGCCGUCGUAGGCGGAAACGUCCUCACCUCCCAGCGCAUCGUUGACACCGUGUUCCGAGCGUUCCGAACGUGUGCGGCCUCGCAAGGCUGCAUGAACAACAUCACGAUCGGAGACGAGAGCUGGGGCUACUACGAGACGGUCGCCGGGGGAAGCGGCGCUGGCCCGGGCUGGCACGGAACCGGUGGUGUUCACACCCACAUGACCAACACACGCAUCACGGAUCCGGAAAUCCUCGAGCUGCGCUACCCCAUCAUUUUGAAGAAGUUCUCCCUGCGAGACGAUCAAUCUGGGGGGGUUGGACUGUACAGAGGUGGCGAGGGCGUGCACCGCGAGCUGCUGUUCCGCAAACCGAUGACGCUGUCCGUGCUGACGGAGCGUCGUGCGUUACAACCGUACGGAAUGGCGGGUGGAUGUCCUGCCAAGCGGGGAUUGAACUUGCUUCUGAAGCCCGACCGAGCCAUCAACUUGGGAAGCAAGACGGCGGUCGACGUGGAAGCUGGCGACAUUUUCUCGAUGAAGACCCCAGGUGGCGGCGGAUACGGCACACCGUCAGCCAACGCGUUCCCCGGAAUCGAGGACCUGGACAACGAAGAUACGCGAUUUAUCGAACGUGGGAGCGUCUACGAGUACCGGAUGAACCAGGAGUCCGUUUGAUGGCAUGAUGUCGGUUUUAACUUUAACUUUUACAUCGUGUUGAUCGUUAUUCUAAUCAUAAUCGUUGUCGUAAUGUUCAAGUAGGUAGCUCAGAGAAGGGUUUCAGGCGUUUGUUAUUUAGGUGUCGAGAUUUAUUUCCUCUUUCCUCCCUCAGAUAAUCGUUCAUAUCGCAACUUUACUCAGGAUAGCGACGAUAAGCGUGCGAUGGUUCGUAAUAGAAAACAGUUUCCACACACAAUUCUAAAGCAACCGUAGCAAUCAGGUAGAAAAAAAGAAACAAUUGUUGAACCUUUUAAACAGUCCUAGCGUGUUCAACCGUUUGAACCAAUUUGCCAAAAUGAAAUCGAAAGUGUUCCAAAUUUUACAAGACGAUUUGAGAAGCCGCUCAUAUUUGGCCUUAGGAAGUGAUAUCGUAGAGUUUUAGGGUAAAAUCUAUUACGCACAAUAAAGUUUUUCGUAGGUAGGUAGAUCAACAAAAA
Messenger RNA from Culex pipiens pallens (northern house mosquito), 4613 nucleotides. RefSeq names its product 5-oxoprolinase. NCBI's taxonomy places the organism in Eukaryota, Metazoa, Arthropoda, Insecta, Diptera, Culicidae. Bases 238 to 4134 code for a protein of 1298 amino acids. Gene Ontology annotation, cellular component: cytosol. The record is from RefSeq and is a predicted model, not a curated record. Gene Ontology annotation, molecular function: 5-oxoprolinase (ATP-hydrolyzing) activity. The transcript has 3 exons. Gene Ontology annotation, biological process: glutathione metabolic process.